Drosophila simulans is the source of this 1253-nucleotide messenger RNA. RefSeq lists its product as uncharacterized. The record is from RefSeq and is a predicted model, not a curated record. Gene Ontology annotation, molecular function: zinc ion binding; nucleic acid binding. The coding region runs from base 214 to 600 and encodes 128 amino acids. The transcript is spliced from 2 exons. NCBI's taxonomy places the organism in Eukaryota, Metazoa, Arthropoda, Insecta, Diptera, Drosophilidae.
CAUUUACGCAUCUUACUCAUCACUAAACUUAAAGGAAACGCGCAAGUCUGGUUACAUGCGCACCCUGCUCGAUUGAUCGAACCAAUUGACAAUUUGCUUGAUCAAUUGUCAUUGACUUUUGGCGAGCAAUCAUCCAAGGCUGAGAUCCGGCGAAAAUUCGAGAGUCGCAAGUGGAAAACCGAGGAGAAUUUCUGCAGUUAUUACGAUGAGAAGAUGGCUCUCUCAAACGGGAUAAACAUCGACGACGACGAACUACUGGACCAGGUGAUAGAGGGCAUACCGCUGCAAAAUUUCCGUACCCAAGCACGGAUUCAAUGCUUCUCUACUCCAUCGGAGAUGCUACGCGCAUUUUCGAACAUCCGUUUGCCAGCUCGGAGGGAGCCACCUGUACAGCCAACCGACUACAAAGAUGCCAUACGAUGCGCAAACUGUAAUUCAAGAGGACACAAAGCUGACAUCUGCAAGAAGCCCAAACGUGAACCAGGUUCGUGCUACGCCUGUGGACAAUUUGGACACCUGGUGGCACAAUGUCCCACAAGGAAGAGCGUUUCAACUAAUAAUUAUAGAGCGCGGCAGUCAGUCGCUGUUGAACCAAGCUAGAGUACAGAUCGGAAAAUAAAAGAGACAAUUGUAAUAGUUCGGAUGUUAACUUCUGUAAACGGCGGCUAAAAACUCAGAAGUGGGAUUAAUAAUCCAAAAUGGACGAUAAAAUCAUCCUGAACGACUUUUCGCUGACAACUCUAAAAGAUUGGCUACGUAUUCUGGGCCAAAAUACGGAAAGCACAAAAGCCGAAUUAAUCGCGAGGCUGCAAGACAUCCCAACGGCAGUUCGGGGCGAUUGUCCACCGGAGCACCCCCAGAAAAACGCUCCACCAAGAAACGACAAUUUUUCUUCACUGGAUUUCCAGAAUUGUGAAAUUAACACCGAUCACGUAAGUGUGAAGGCGAUGAACAGAAAAGAAUCAACCGAAACUGGCGAGGGAGACAAACAUGUUCGAGCUACAGCAACUACGCGCAGAGCUAGCAGAAGCGAAGGCAAUGCUUAACGGAACACGAUCGAGCUUGCAGUUCCAAGAACAACAACAACCAGAGCAAAGCAAGGCUACAGUUAGUUCCGUUAUCCAGACGGCGCAGUUUACGCAGGCUGGCGCCACAAAAGAGAACACAACAUUUCACUCGCCGCAGCGAUCCAAUGAGAGAGCGGAGAGCCAUCGUUUUCCAGUUGAUGUUCUCGCUCUCGCCAAAGAGACGAU